UAAAAAAGUCUGUACAACGGCUAUUGUCAAGAGCUCGAAAGAAGAAGAAAAAAAUGGGAUAAAGUGAAAGUUAAAAGACAAAAAUAAAAGGCCGAUAGAGAAAGUAAAAUAGACGAAUUGGAGAGGAGAGUGCAAACUCAUUUAAAUCUUUGGGAUCAGAGAAAGAUUCAAUUCAUUUUUUUUUACUUUCGCUUCUCUUUAGUUAGAGUGAAAGAGAUAUGAAUGAAGGGAUUCUUCCGCUGCAGCAAAUGGCCGCCCGCGGGUUGCAAAAUCACACUGCGCCGCCGCUAACUGCUCCGCUCCCGCCGUGGCUUCCCUCUCAGGAAUUUCCACAGUCAUGGAGCCAACUAGUCUUAGGGUUUGGUGGAGAAGAGGAUAAGGUAGAUGGGAUUGACCCGGCUGCGAGCUACGCAUACGCCUCCGGAAAUCUUGAAUCCACGACGGCAAAAUCUUCGAGCAUGUGUCCUAACAUGCCCGGUUUCUCUAACAAAUCAUCCGAGAUUUUGAUGAAGGGUGCUACCAAGAAAUCGAAGAUGAAUCCAACAACUUCAGCUCAGUCUGGCAUCAAGGUGAGGAAAGAAAAACUGGGGGACAGGAUUACAGCCCUUCACCAACUAGUGUCCCCAUUCGGCAAGACUGACACAGCUUCUGUGUUGCUGGAAGCAAUUGGAUACAUUAGAUUCCUUCAACGUCAAAUUGAGGCAUUAAGCAUUCCGUACUUGGCCACCCACUCACAAAAUGUUAAAAGGGAGAGUGGAAGUUGUCUUUUCCCUGAGGACCCUGGCCAGCUUCUGAAUGAGAGCCAGAGGAAAAGGAAAGCUGUUUCUGAAGAGGAAUGUGAAGAAGAGGUGAAGAAGGAUUUGAAGAGUAGAGGUCUGUGCUUGGUUCCAUUAUCAUGCACAGUUGAUUUUGGGAGUGAGAAUGGAGCUGAUUAUUGGGCUCCAUCAUUUGCUGGGAACUUUUAAUAAUUAAUCAUUGUAAUAUUGAUUAACAUGAACCUAGGUAAAAUUAAUGAUGUGACAUCACAGGCAGUCAGUCCAAUUAAAUUUCAUGAGAUUGACUGCUUAUGAUGAUAUCCAUUUUUUAGUUCAGAGUAGGUGGGAUAUGUCAUGUGUUGCAACCUUCAGUUAAUUAUUAACCACAAUUUAAAUUA
This is a messenger RNA of Salvia splendens (bonfire salvia), 1153 nucleotides long. RefSeq names its product transcription factor bHLH68. Bases 219 to 965 code for a protein of 248 amino acids. The record is from RefSeq and is a predicted model, not a curated record. Gene Ontology annotation, molecular function: protein dimerization activity; DNA-binding transcription factor activity, RNA polymerase II-specific; RNA polymerase II cis-regulatory region sequence-specific DNA binding. The transcript has 9 exons. Gene Ontology annotation, biological process: regulation of transcription by RNA polymerase II. Gene Ontology annotation, cellular component: nucleus. NCBI's taxonomy places the organism in Eukaryota, Viridiplantae, Streptophyta, Magnoliopsida, Lamiales, Lamiaceae.